AUGGACUGCCAGACUGCGACCAAGGAGACCACCAGAGAAUCUCAAAGCAGCACCAUCACACCACUGAGCACAUCAGCUCCCUCAUCCUCUCCAAGUGGACACACUCCUACAGAAGGCAUUUCUCAGGAGACAUCCCCUUCAGUUGAAACCACCACUUUAUCCCCUUCCCGUGUCAGCCACACAUCUCUGACAACAUCAGAAAUGUUGAUCUCACCAAUCUCAGCCGACACCACUCUUGGAAUCAGAGGAAAUCCAUCCCUGUCUGCAACUAGAAGAUUUCCUCUUUUCAGUUCUAAAGUUUCUACAACAUUGGAGUCAGAAGUACAAUCAGCACCACUGUCUACCAGUUAUUCGACUCCAAAAACAUCUACAGUUUUCCACACCUACCAGAGUGAAGGUACAGAGACCCCAGGACAACAUCAUACUAGCAGCUCAACGUCUACAGGUGUUUCUUAUCAGGCAAUCACUCCAGGUGAAACAACAACAUUCAUUUCUUCAUCCUUCAGUGAUAGCAACACAACUCAGUCACAAAAAGGACUGUUGUCAGCACCAACAAUAGCUACCACUGUGCUGGUCACAGAGAGCACAUCCACUUCUACAGCUAGUACUAUUUCUUCGGUUACCUCUAAGGUCCCAGCAACAGGUAAACAGGGAGAGCCAACCACACACCCGUAUCUGAGCACAUCUCCACAGGAAACAGUGGUUGUUUCCCAGACUCACUGGACACAAAGCACAGGGACCACUGGAGAGACUUAUGUCAGUAGUACAAGCUCCAAUGUGACCCAAAGCAUCAAAACAGUCACACUGGCAUCUCCUUCAUCUGUACUAAGCGGACACACAUCUCAAGAAACUAUAACAGCAAGCCCAACAAGACAGUCAACACCAAUCUCUAUUAGAACCCCUCCUCAAGAAUCAUCAGCUGUUUCCCAGAUAGGUCACACUAAAGACACACAGACCACACAAGAAUUCCAAACCAGAAGUUUAGUCUUCCCCAUCACUGACACAAUCAAGACAGCUGCAUCUGCAACUUCUUCAUUCAAACCAAAUGGACAUUCACCCUCAGAAAGCGUUCCUCAGGAUACAUCCACCACAGACGAAGUGACAGUCUUCACCCAAGCACCCUCCAGGGACAGCAGCACAACUCAGGCUACUACCACUACUACAGAACUGUGGACAUCACCAUCCAGACCUGACACCACCCUGGGAACCUCAGGAGGCACAUCAUUUUCCAUAACAAGCGCCAUUCCUCAGGCCACCUCUGUAGUCUCAACAUCAGGAGGCCCAGGAGGACAAUCAAUGUCACCUGCUACCAGCACCUCACCUGACACCACAUCAGCCAUUUCCCAAACCCACAAGACUCAAGGCACAGUGACCACUGUAGAAUCGCACACCAGCACACCAGCCUCCUUGGUGAUGGACACCACCUUGGUGGCAGACACCACCUUGGUGGGCACAGCUACAGAUUCUUCAUCCACACCAAGAAGCCAAACAACUCCAGGAAGUGCUUCCCCAGAAAUGUCCACCUCUGAUAAGAUCAAGAGUUUCUCACCAACUCCUUCCAGGGAAAGCCACACAACUCGGUUAACAACUGAAUUGUUGUCCAUUGCAACCAGUUAUGACACUACUCCAGGAACCAGGGGAAUGGUGUCUGCUAUUGCUCCCAGUACCACCACUUCAAUCAUUAUCUCUGAGGUCUCAACAACAGGGAGACCAACAAGACAGUCAACUCCAGCUUCUCCCAGCACUUCUCCUCAGGAAACAUCAGCCAUUUCGCAGAUGGCUCAGACUCAAAGUACGGGAACCACCAGAGGAUCUGGUUCUCUCUCCCCCUUGAUGGACACCUUCUCAACAGUCACAUCUCCACCUCUUUCAUCCACACCAAAUGUGCACACAUCUCCACAUACUGUGGCCCACACUCUGUCACCUUCAAACACCAGCACAACAUUUAUCUCAAACCCAGUCAGUGACAGUCACAGGACCCAAACAGCAAUGCCAACCUUGUCAUCUGGGGCAACUAAAGGGCCAACUACAGUCAGUUCUGCCACCCCGAGUGAGGUAGCCUCUCGUUCUCCUUCCACAAUUUUGUCCACAAGUGGAGAAGUUCUGACAACAACCUCAAGCUCAGUCAUCCAUGAAAACAUGACUGCAGUGACCAUUUCCCCUGUAGGUUUUGACAAUGACUCCUUGAAAAAUACCACGCAAGUCCCAAAUUCCUCUGCUGGCAAGUCAGGCACACACACCCGUGAGCAUCCCACAAUUGUUCAAACAGUAACCAACUCUACUACAAGGCCAAUGUAUAUGAGUUCUAUGAGUAAUCAUAGGAGUGUAGUAUCCACAUCAACUUUAUCAUUUCCACCUACAACCUACCCUAUGAUCAAGACCACUCCUGAUACUUCUUCAGCAUCUAAGUAUUCUAAGAGUCCAUUGCCUACUCUACAGCCAUCCACAGACUAUACUUUCUCUGACUCUACUUCCUCUGGUAAUGUGAGCACAGCUCAGACCAUAUCAAGUUUCUAUACUUCAACCAGUAAUUUUUCAUUUUCUCAAUCAACCCCUGGCCCUGCAGUCACCCAGAGCUCCACCACUCUAUUCACAGGUCAUACCACUCUUUGGUCUGUUGCCAGCACUUUCCCACCAUCCACAUCAUCCUCAAGCUCUACUGUGAAGAUUGAGACAUCAGGCGUUUCCCUCUUCCCCUAUGGGUCAAGUGUUGGAGACCAGCAGUUUGUCAGGAGGAUUUUGGACUUCGCCUCGCCGCUCUUCAAACCCCAGAUUGGCUUCCCUCUCGGCUCCUCUCUCCGGAAUUUCCUCUAUUUCACAGAUAAUGGCCAGAUCGUUUUCCCAGAGUCAGAGUACCAGAUUUUCUCCUAUCCCAACCCUCCCCUUGGAGGCUUCACAGGCCGGGACCCUGUGGCCCUGGUGGCUCCAUUCUGGGAUGAUGCUGAUUUCUCCAUCCGCCAGGGAACCAUAUUUUAUCAGGAAUAUGAGACGCUCUAUGAUGAAUACAAUCUAGUGCAUCAGGUGGAGUCUUGGAUCAAAAAGUUCACAAACACCUGGAACUACAAAGCCAGGUGGACCCUAAAGGUCACAUGGGUCAAUGCCCGUGCCUAUCCUGCCCAGUGGACCCUGGGGACCAACACCUACCAGGCCAUCCUUUCCACAGACGGGAGCAGGUCCUAUGCCUUGUUUCUCUACCAAAGCGGUGGUAUGCAGUGGGAUGUGACCCAGCGCCCAAGCAACUCGGUCCUCAUGGGCUUCUCCAGUGGAGAUGGGUAUUUCAAAAACAGCCCACUGAGAUUCCAGCCAGUGUGGGAGAAGUAUCGUCCGGACCUAUUCCUGAACUCCAACUUAGGUCUCAGGGGGCUGCAGGUCUAUAGGCUACACAAGGAAGAAAGGCCCAACCCCCGUCUCAGGUGCCUGCAGUUGUUGAAGAGUCAGCCUCAGUGGCCCCACUGGGGCUGGAACCAGCUCUCCUGUCCUUGCUCCUGGUGGCAGGGACUACAGGACUUACGAUUCCAGCCCACCAGCAUAGGCUGGGGCCUCCGCGGCAGGUGGCUGUGCAGUUUCUCCUCCUGGCGUGGGGGCGUGUGCUGCAGCUAUGGGCCCUGGGGAGAGCUUCUGGAAGGCUGGAGAGUGCAAAAUCCUUGGCAGUUUGACCAAGAACUGGAGCUGCAGAACUGGUGCUGCCGCUGGAACGACAGGCCCUCCUUCUGCACCCUGUACCAGCAGAGGCGGCCCCGCAUCGGCUGUGCUGGGUACCAGCCCCCGAGGCCCGCCUGGAUGUUCGGGGACCCCCACAUCACCACUUUGGAUGGUGCCAAUUACACCUUCAAUGGGCUGGGGGACUUCCUGCUGGUCCAGGCCCAGGAUGGAAACUCCUCCUUCCUGCUGCAGGGCCGCACUGCCCAGACUGGCUCAGCUCGGGCCACCAACUUCAUUGCCUUUGCUGCUCAAUACAACUCCAGCAGCCUGGGCCCCAUCACGGUUCAAUGGCUCCUUGAGCCCAAUGACAAAAUCCACGUGCAGCUCAAUAAUCAGACUGUGACAUUUGAGACUAACGGUGAAGACGCAGAAGGCCAGGAGACAUUCAACACCACCGGAGUCAUAAUGACCCGCAAUGGCUCCCUGGUGUCAGCCAGCUUCGAUGGGACAGUGACCAUCUCCGUGACUGCUCUCGCCAACAUCCUCCAUGCCUCUUGCAACCUCCCAGAGGAGUAUCAACACCGCACAGAGGGCCUCCUGGGGAUCUGGAAUGACAAUCCAGAUGACGACUUCAGGAUGCCCAAUGGCUCCACCGUUUCCCCGGGGAGCUCUGAGGAGGUGCUUUUUCACUAUGGAAUGACCUGGAAAAUCAACGAAACAAGUCUCCUUGGCAAGAGGGACGACCACCUGCCUUCCAACUUCACUCCUGUCUUCUUUUCCCAACUGUUGCAAAACAACUCCUCGAGUGAAAAUUUGGUGUCCGAGUGUAACGGAGAUACACAAUGCAUCUAUGAUACCCUGGCCACAAGAAACAUAAGCACUGGACUGCACACCAGGAUGCUCUUUAGAAAAUACCAGCUGAUGAACACCACCCUCAAUCAGUAUCCGCCCUCUAUCGAAGGUCAUCGUGUGGUGGAAGCCUACUUGAGGACAACCAAGCUGAUCCAGUACACCAGCAGCUCUAAUGUCACGUUCGUUCUCAGAAACAACUACCCGGACAUCAAGCUCUUUGAGAAUGGGACAUUGCUAUGGACGCCAACGUCGGUGGAACCAUUCACUCUGGAGAUUCUAGCAAGAAGUGUCAAGGACAACCUGUCAUCUGUACUCCAGCCAAAGACAGUGGUCUGUGCCUGCAACGCAGAGAGCCAGUGUUUAUAUAACCACACCAGCCGGGCGGGCAAUUCCUCCCUGGAGGUGGCCGGCUGCAAGUGUGAUGAGAACACCUUCGGCCUCUAUUGCGAUCGCUCCAGGGACCUCUGUGAGGAGCAGUGCUUCCCGAAUGUGAAGUGCAUUCCUGGGAGGGGCUGCGAGGCCUGCCCUCCCCACCUGACUGGGGAUGGGCGUCACUGUGCAGCUCUGGAGAACUCCUUACUCUGUCAGAACAAGUCCUGCCCUGUGAAUUAUUGCUACAAUGACGGCCACUGCUACAUCUCCCAGACUGAGGACUGUCAGCCCGCCUGCACCUGCCCCCCAGCCUUCACCGACACCCGCUGCCUCCUGGCUGGGAACAGUUUCACCCCAACUGUCAGUCUAGAGCGUCCCUUAAGAGUCAUCCAGCUCUCACUGAGUGAAGAAGAAAAUGCCUCCAUAGCAGAGGUCAACGCCUCGGUGGCCUACAGACUGCGAAACCUGGAAGUGCGAGCCUUUCUCUGGAACAGCAUCGUGGAACAAAUCAAUCCCACCCAAGCACUGGCCUCAGGAAGCACCCUUCAACACUGGAAGGUCAUCUCGGUAUUCCAGUACCGCCCUCGGGGUCCCGUCAUUGACUUCCUGAACAACCAGCUGAUGGAUGCAGUAGUGGAGGCCUUCUUACUCCAGACCCCGCACGGGAGGUGGAAGAGAAGUGAGGGGCCCAGGAACAACGUGGUCUUCCACCCCCUCUCCAGGGGAGACGUGCGCAGUGUGAUGGCUCUGAACGUGAGCACGCUGGAGACUUACUUCAAAUGCGAUGGCUACGACGGCUACCACCUGGUCUACGGCCCCCACAGCGGCCUCACCUGCGUGUCCCCGUGCAGUCAAGGCUACUGUGAGCACGGAGGUCGAUGCCAGCACCUGCCCCAAGGACCCCACUGCAGGUGUGUGCCCUUCUCCAUCUACACGCCGUGGGGCGAGCGCUGUGAGCACCUGAGCAUGAAACUCGGCGCCUUCUUCGGGAUCCUGUUUGGGGCCCUGGGCGCCCUCUUGCUGCUGGGGGUCGUGGUAUUUCUGGUCCUGCGCUUCUGGGGCUGCUCCGGGGCACAGUACUCCUACCCCCUGGACUCGGAAAGCUGAGGCCUCGCCCCAAAGGGGCAGCUGUGGCCUAGAUACCUCAGGACCCACCCCAGCCUCACCUGCCCACUUCCAGGCGCCCUGGCUUUGGGGAGACUGGAAAAAGGAAGGUGACUGAAAGCGAUUCAGGAUUCUUCGAAGAGAGUAAAUAAUGGGAAUGAAUAAUAAUAAAGACAAGACCAUACCUUGUCAGUAGACUCAGAGGCGGACAGGAAGAGGCCAUAAAGACCUGCUACAUAAAUGAAUGGAUUCUCACACAAACAUACCCACGAGGACACUGACCUACACACACACACACACACGCACACACGUGCACAUACCGGAGUUAAUAAUGGGGUGAUGGCUCUAAGUUAAAAACCAAAAUGCAUUUGCACUCAAAACUCUUCAGUUUACUUCUAAUUAAAGUCUAUUUAA
This is a messenger RNA of Ceratotherium simum simum (southern white rhinoceros), 6384 nucleotides long. The record is from RefSeq and is a predicted model, not a curated record. NCBI's taxonomy places the organism in Eukaryota, Metazoa, Chordata, Mammalia, Perissodactyla, Rhinocerotidae.